UCAUGUCAGCAGUAUCGUUAGCGUUCCAUGUAUAGUCAGUCACACUUUAUCAAACAUUUACAAAAAGAUUGUAGGAACAUUUUCUAAUGACGUCUGUUUGUGCCAUGGAAUAUUGGUCGAUACUAUUAUCGAUAGUGAUCGGUGUAAUCAGUAUUCAUUACCUUUUUAAAAAUUUUAAUUUCUUUAAAAGAAAUGGUAUUAUACACGUGCCGCCAAUUCCAUUAUUUGGAUCCGCGAUGCCAGUUCUAUUUCGUCGAAUGUCAUUCGUCGAUUUCAUUUUGAAGAUAUACAAUUUCAAUCCAAACGCAAAAUAUUAUGGAUUGUACUUCACGACAAAUCCAGUCUUCCUGCUUCGCGAUCUGGAACUCAUUAAAACUGUCCUUGUUAAAAAUUUCGAGGCAUUUCCAGAUCGUCGUGGUUUCGCCGACAUAAACGAUACAUUAUUUAAGAAAAAUUUGUUUUCUCUUCGCGGAGAAAAAUGGCGGAACGUGAGAAAUCUGUUGAGUCCCUCUUUUACUUCCAGCAAGAUGAAAAUAAUGUUUACAUUGAUGUCCGAAUGUGCUGUGGAUUUUGUAAAAUUUCUAUCGACAUCACAAGCGGAUAAAGGCGCUGUAAACAUGAAAGAUAUCUGCUCUAAGUACACAAACGAUGUCAUCGCUACAUGUGCAUUUGGAAUCAAAAUCAACUCUAUGAAGGAUCCAACGAAUAAAUUCUAUAUUUACGGCAAGGAAGCGAGUAACUUCAGAGGAAUCGUUCGCAGUUUAAAGUUCUUUUUUAUUGUAAUGUUUCCGAGACUUGGGCGAAUUCUCAAUAUAAAAUUUAUGGACGAUUAUCUGUCGAAUUUCUUCAAGGACAUUAUAAAAACUACAAUCAUGACUCGUGAUGCGGAACACAUUACACGUACGGAUAUGCUACAGUUAAUGAUGGAUAUCAGAGGCAAAGAAGAUCGUAGAGAACUAGACAUCGACGACAUGACUGCGCAAGCGUUCAUCUUUUUCCUCGGCGGUUUCGAGACCAGCUCAACCGCAAUGUGCUUCGCAGCUCACGAAAUUGCAGCUAACCCAGAAAUUCAGACGAAAUUACAACAAGAGAUCGACAAGGUUUUAGAGGAGUCGAACGGAGAAGUGUCUUACGAAGUAAUUAAUCGACUCGAAUAUUUAGAUGCGGUGAUAAGUGAGGCUCUUAGAUUAUAUCCACCAGCGACAGUCUUAGAAAGGGUGUGCGAAAAAACUUUUGAGUUACCAUCCACAUUGCCAGACGAGAAACCUUUUAUUGUAAAGAAAGGUAUGCUUGUCUGGAUUCCUGUUCUUGCAAUCCAUCACGAUGAAAAGUAUUACGACAAUCCGAAGAAAUUUGAUCCAGAAAGAUUUUUAAACAACAAGAUGAACAAUUCUUCGAAUUAUAUGCCAUUCGGAUUAGGACCAAGAAUGUGCAUAGCUAACAGGUUUGCCAUGCUGGAAGUCAAAGUCUUAUUAUUUCACUUAUUAGCGCGAUGUGAACUGAAACCUUCAGCAAAAACUACGUCCCCAAUAAAAUUUUGCAAAGAUUUCAUAAUAAUGCCGGAGAACGGAUUCUGUAUUCAUUAUCUUUUUAAAAAUUUUAAUUUCUUUAAAAGAAAUGGUAUUAUACACGUGCCGCCAAUUCCAUUAUUUGGAUCCGCGAUGCCAAUUCUAUUUCGUCGAAUGUCAUUCGUCGAUUUCAUUUUGAAGAUAUACAAUUUCAAUCCAAACGCAAAAUAUUAUGGAUUGUACUUCACAACAACUCCAAUCUUCUUGCUUCGCGAUCUGGAACUCAUUAAAACUGUCCUUGUUAAAAAUUUCGAGGCAUUUCCAGAUCGUCGUGGUUUCGCCGACACAAACGAUACAUUAUUUAAGAAAAAUUUGUUUUCUCUUCGCGGAGAAAAAUGGCGGAACGUGAGAAAUCUGUUGAGUCCCUCUUUUACUUCCAGCAAGAUGAAAAUAAUGUUUACAUUGAUGUCCGAAUGUGCUGUGGAUUUUGUAAAAUUUCUAUCGACAUCACAAGCGGAUAAAGGCGAUAUAAACAUGAAAGAUGUCUGCUCUAAGUACACAAAUGACGUCAUCGCUACAUGUGCAUUUGGAAUCAAAAUCAACUCUAUGAAGGAUCCAACGAAUAAAUUCUAUAUUUACGGCAAGGAAGCGAGUAACUUCAGAGGGAUCGUUCGCAGUUUAAAGUUCUUUUUUAUUGGAACGUUUCCGAGACUUGGGCGAAUUCUUAAUUUGAAAAUUAUGAACGAUAAUGUGUCAGAUUUCUUCAAAGACAUUAUAAAUACUACAAUCAUGACUCGUGAUGCGGAACAUAUUACACGUCCGGAUAUGCUGCAGUUAAUGAUGGAUAUCAGAGGCAAAGAAGGUCGUAGAGAAUUAGACAUCGAUGACAUGACUGCGCAAGCGUUCAUAUUUUUUCUCGGUGGUUUCGAUACCAGUUCAACCGCAAUUUCAACCGCAAUGUGCUUCGCAGCUCACGAAAUUGCAGCUAACCCAGAAAUUCAAACGAAAUUACAACAAGAGAUCGACAAGGUUUUAGAGGAGUCGAACGGAGAAGUGUCUUACGAAGUAAUUAAUCGGCUCGAAUAUUUAGACGCGGUGAUAAGUGAGGCUCUUAGAUUAUAUCCACCAGCGACAGUCUUAGAAAGGGUGUGCGAAAAAACUUUUGAGUUACCAUCCACAUUGCCAGACGAGAAACCUUUUAUUGUAAAGAAAGGUAUGCUUGUCUGGAUUCCUGUUCUUGCAAUCCAUCACGAUGAAAAGUAUUACGACAAUCCGAAGAAAUUUGAUCCAGAAAGAUUUUUAAACAACAAGAUGAACAAUUCUUCGAAUUAUAUGCCAUUCGGCUUAGGACCGAGAAUGUGCAUAGCUAACAGGUUUGCCAUGCUGGAAGUCAAAGUUUUGUUAUUUCACUUAUUAGCGCGAUGUGAGCUGGAACCUUCAACAAAAACUACGUCCCCAAUAAAAUUUUGCAAAGAUUUCAUAUUAAUGCCGGAGAACGGAUUCUGGUUGAAUAUUCAGCGUAGAAAAGAUAUACAUCCUGUACUGGAGUCUAAAGGAAUGGAUAGUUAAACCUCAGAAAACAUUUCAAACGUUUCAAUUCAUGUUUGUGAUUUAAGUUCGACAAACCGCAUCGGCGUGUAC
Messenger RNA from Mycetomoellerius zeteki, 3149 nucleotides. RefSeq lists its product as uncharacterized. Gene Ontology annotation, molecular function: monooxygenase activity; heme binding; iron ion binding. Bases 87 to 3077 code for a protein of 996 amino acids. The record is from RefSeq and is a predicted model, not a curated record. Lineage: Eukaryota; Metazoa; Arthropoda; Insecta; Hymenoptera; Formicidae. The transcript is spliced from 4 exons.